AUGUCGGUUUGGAACCCAGAUAAUAUCCGCGACAUCGCCGAAUCUGUGGGCGUUGUCAACCUCAACAACGAUGUCACCGAAAACCUUGCGCGCGACGUCGAGUAUCGCAUCGCUCAGGUGUUGGAGGAGUCGCUCAAGUUCAUGCGACACAGCAAGCGGACUCUGCUCACGACGCAGGAUGUAGCGCAGGCACUGCGCGUCCUUGAUGUUGAGCCUCUAUAUGGUUACGAGUCUACACGGCCUCUUCGGUUUGGGGAGGCUUCGUUAGGCCCUGGGCAGCCGCUGUUCUACGUGGAGGAUGAGGAGGUGGAUUUUGAAAAGCUGAUCAAUGCGCCUUUGCCGAGAGUCCCUCGUGAGGUGUCGUUUACUGCACACUGGCUAGCUGUUGAAGGUGUGCAACCGUCCAUCCCUCAGAACCCGACUGCGGCCGAUUCGAGAAACCUCGAGCUGGUAUCCAAGGGUCCCAAUGCCAACUCCACGUUGGCUGCGAUGAGUGGCAGUGGCAAUGUGGCCGUGAAGCCGUUGGUCAAGCAUGUGUUGUCCAAAGAGCUCCAGUUGUAUUUCGAAAAGGUGUGCAGUGCGUUUUUGGACGAGACCAGCGAGGAGUACAGGACGUCUGGAUAUUCCAGUCUGCGUGAGGAUCCUGGUCUACACCAACUGGUGCCGUACUUUGUACAGUUCAUUGCGGAGAAGGUCACACACAGCCUUAAGGAUAUAUUUGUUCUGACGCAGGUCAUGCACAUGGCGGAGGCUUUGGUGCAAAAUAAAUCCCUUUACGUGGAUCCUUACAUUGCAUCUCUUGUUCCUCCUAUUCUUACCUGUCUGAUUGGCAGACAACUUGGCAGUAAUGCCGAUUUGCCUGAACAGUUUGCGCUCAGAGACCUUGCGGCAUCUCUGCUGGGUCUCAUUGCCAAAAAAUACUCCCACUCAUCGCAUACCCUCAAACCGAGACUUGCGCGUUCCUGCCUGAAGAGCUUCCUGGACCCCUCGAAGCCAUUUGGCGCUCAUUACGGAGCCAUCAUUGGGUUACAUGCCGUCGGAGGCCCCGAAGCUGUGCGAGUGCUCAUUGUCCCCAACCUCGCGACAUACGCCAGCUUACUCAAGGACGGGAUCGCGGAAGAUAACCCUCGCCGACCAGAGGCCGAAAAGGUUCUGGGCGCUCUGGUCGCUGUUCUUGCUACGUUGCGCGAGGGUCGUAUGCCCCUUUCCAACGGGCAUACAGGUGUUGUGACGGAUGAACUACGAGCCCGGUUGAAUGGGAAAGUCGGUGAGCUUAUUGCAGGGAAGAUUGCAGAGGCGGGGGAGGUACAAAUGGCCCAUGCCAUACUUGAGGCAUAA
This is a messenger RNA of Aspergillus wentii DTO 134E9, 1338 nucleotides long. Its product is annotated as TATA-binding protein-associated factor TAF6. Gene Ontology annotation, molecular function: protein heterodimerization activity; RNA polymerase II general transcription initiation factor activity; transcription coactivator activity. The record is from RefSeq and is a predicted model, not a curated record. Lineage: Eukaryota; Fungi; Ascomycota; Eurotiomycetes; Eurotiales; Aspergillaceae. The transcript is spliced from 3 exons. The coding region runs from base 1 to 1338 and encodes 445 amino acids. Gene Ontology annotation, cellular component: SAGA complex; SLIK (SAGA-like) complex; transcription factor TFIID complex. Gene Ontology annotation, biological process: RNA polymerase II preinitiation complex assembly; transcription initiation at RNA polymerase II promoter.